This is a messenger RNA of Medicago truncatula (barrel medic), 1696 nucleotides long. RefSeq names its product ethylene-responsive transcription factor ERF110. The transcript has 2 exons. Gene Ontology annotation, molecular function: DNA-binding transcription factor activity; DNA binding. The record is from RefSeq and is a predicted model, not a curated record. Gene Ontology annotation, biological process: regulation of DNA-templated transcription; ethylene-activated signaling pathway. The coding region runs from base 167 to 1240 and encodes 357 amino acids. NCBI's taxonomy places the organism in Eukaryota, Viridiplantae, Streptophyta, Magnoliopsida, Fabales, Fabaceae.
AUGGCGGCUAUAUACCCCAUUUGAACCUUUCAAUCUUGUUCUUUACCAUAUACAUAUAUAUACACGAACCAUUUUAAUGGGGUUGACGAUUGAAACAUAUAUAUUUUUUGCAUGCAAAACAUAAAUCAAGGGAACAUAAACUAACAAGCAUAUAGUAUAUUUUUACAUGUGUAUGGUAAAGGUGGCGAAUUCAAAAGACAAAGUGGUUAUCAAAAGUGAAUUCAAUGAUCAUACUAAAUUGUCAACUGAAAUGAUCUUUCCAGGUUUGAAUAGGGAUAGAGAAAUGUCUGCAAUGAUCUCAGCUUUGACUCAUAUCGUUUCUGGAGAUGUUCCAACCCAAAGUGACGCUGAUAUAGUUCAUCAUAAUAGUGCAAUUGAAGGAAGGGUUGCUUUUGCAACAAAUAUCAAUAACAAUAUGUCUUCUCCUUCUACAACACAAUCUUUGUCUUCUCCUUCUUCUUCAUGUUCUUCUCUCAAGAGAACUAGGGAAGAUGAUAGAUUUGUUGGUGAUUUCAAAUUCCUCGGUGGUUCCUCCCCUGCUUUGCCAACAACAAUUGCAGAAAGUUCAAGCAUUAAUAGGACAACAACAAGAAUAACAAGAGAAAUGGGGAAUGCAGUAUACGAAUAUAAAAGAACAGAGAAUGUAGUAAGAGAAGGAGAAGCAAAGAGAAAAUACAGAGGAGUAAGACAGAGACCAUGGGGAAAAUGGGCAGCAGAGAUAAGAGAUCCAUUCAAAGCAGCAAGAGUAUGGUUAGGAACAUUUGAAACAGCUGAAGCAGCUGCUAGAGCAUAUGAUGAAGCUGCUCUUCGUUUUAGAGGCAACAAAGCCAAACUCAAUUUCCCUGAAAAUGUUACACUUCGUAACCCUCCACCAGCUACUACUACUACUCAAUGGAACGUUUCGAAUUCACCGAGUUCGAUUGUUUCUAUUACAACUUCUACUGAUCCUGUUGUUCAUACUAGACCUUUUCCUAACUCUUCUCAGCAUUCGACAAACUUUUAUGAUCGUUUUCAGUUUUCGGGUAUUCCUCCUGCAAGGAAUGUUUAUGAUGAUAAUGUGAUUAGGGCUUCUUCUAUGGCUUCUCAUCUACAAUCUUCAUCAUCGUCGCCAGCUUCUUCUUUGUCAUCAUCUUCUUCUGCAUUUGUUUCUUCUAUGCAGGGCAAUACUUCAGUUUCCUCGUAUUUUUCUACUCAGUUGCCACCUUGGUCUACUUCGGAUCAGAGCUCUUCUCCUUCUUGAUGAUUAAUUUUCAAUGAAUCACAGGCAAAAACAUGGAUACCAAACACGAUACUGAUACUGAUACGCCUGUCUGAAGUGUCGAUGCUACAUCGUCCAUUUUUAUCUGGUGUAAUUUUUGGAUACCAAACACGAUAUUGAUACUGAUACGCCUGUCCGAAGUGUCAAUGCUACAUCGUCCAUUUUUAUCUGGUGUAAUUUUCUUGAAUUUAGAUCAUGUGCACCUCCUCCUGCUGAAGAUCCAAACACAAAUUUGCUCUUUUAUUACAUUUUAUAUUUCCAAUACUAAUGCAAUUCAUUCGCAAUUCAUGACAUUUUUUGUGGUGAUAAUUUUUCUAGAAAUGCAAAUUUUAAUUUUUCUUUGUUAGAUAGUAGUACUCAAUAUUUGAAAGAAAUUUGAUUCCCUACCAAUUGGAGUAAUUGUAUUUAGUUUGCAAGCUAUGUUCCAUUGUUUUGAAA